Molecule: messenger RNA, 3247 nt
Organism: Gymnogyps californianus (California condor)
Lineage: Eukaryota; Metazoa; Chordata; Aves; Accipitriformes; Cathartidae
Gene: PRKCB
Product: protein kinase C beta
Exons: 17
Coding region: 1-2019 (672 amino acids)
Biological process (GO): protein phosphorylation
Molecular function (GO): zinc ion binding; diacylglycerol-dependent serine/threonine kinase activity; ATP binding
Source: RefSeq, a predicted model, not a curated record
AUGGCCGAGCCGCCGGCGGCGCCGGGCCCCGAGGGCGAGGAGGGCCCGGUGCGCUUCGCCCGCAAGGGCGCCCUGCGGCAGAAGAACGUGCACGAGGUGAAGAACCACAAGUUCACGGCGCGGUUCUUCAAGCAGCCCACCUUCUGCAGCCACUGCACCGACUUCAUCUGGGGCUUCGGCAAGCAGGGCUUCCAGUGUCAAGUUUGCUGCUUCGUCGUGCACAAGCGGUGCCAUGAGUUUGUUACCUUCUCCUGCCCCGGUGCUGAUAAAGGCCCUGCCUCGGAUGAUCCCCGGAGCAAACACAAAUUUAAAAUCCACACGUACUCCAGCCCCACCUUCUGUGACCACUGCGGGUCGUUGCUGUACGGGCUCAUUCACCAGGGGAUGAAAUGUGACACCUGUAUGAUGAACGUGCACAAGCGCUGCGUGAUGAACGUCCCCAGUCUGUGUGGGACGGACCACACCGAGCGUCGGGGACGGAUAUACAUCAGGGCUGACAUCGAGAAGGAUGUGCUCACCGUCGUAGUAAGAGAUGCUAAAAACUUAGUUCCUAUGGAUCCUAAUGGCUUGUCAGAUCCCUACGUGAAGCUUAAACUAAUCCCUGACCCCAAAAACGAAAGCAAACAGAAGACCAAAACUAUCAAGUGCUCUCUGAAUCCUGAGUGGAAUGAGACAUUUAAAUUCCAACUGAAAGAGGCGGACAAAGACAGGCGGUUGUCUGUGGAGAUUUGGGACUGGGAUCUGACCAGCAGGAAUGAUUUCAUGGGCUCCUUGUCCUUCGGGAUUUCUGAGCUGCAGAAGUCGGGAGUCGAUGGCUGGUUUAAGCUGCUGAGCCAGGAGGAGGGGGAGUAUUUCAACGUCCCGGUGCCUCCUGAAGGAGAAGAAGGAAACGAGGAACUGAGGCAGAAAUUUGAGAGAGCCAAGAUUGGAACAGGGUCCAAGGCUGCGGAUGAGAAGACAACAAAUGCCAUUUCUAAAUUCGACAACAACGGGAGCAGAGAUCGGAUGAAACUUUCGGAUUUCAAUUUCCUGAUGGUGCUGGGAAAAGGAAGCUUUGGGAAGGUGAUGCUGGCAGAGAGGAAGGGCACAGACGAGCUCUACGCCGUUAAGAUCUUGAAGAAGGAUGUCGUUAUCCAGGACGACGACGUAGAGUGCACAAUGGUUGAAAAACGCGUCCUAGCUCUCUCCGGGAAGCCUCCGUUCCUGACCCAGCUCCACUCCUGCUUUCAGACGAUGGAUCGCUUGUAUUUUGUGAUGGAAUAUGUGAAUGGUGGGGACUUAAUGUACCAGAUCCAGCAGGUUGGGAGGUUUAAAGAGCCACAUGCUGUAUUCUACGCAGCAGAAAUAGCCAUCGGCCUCUUCUUCCUGCAGAGCAAAGGCAUCAUUUAUCGAGACCUAAAGCUGGACAACGUGAUGCUGGAUAGCGAGGGGCACAUAAAGAUCGCAGACUUCGGCAUGUGCAAGGAGAACAUCUGGGACGGGGUGACUACCAAGACCUUCUGCGGCACUCCGGACUACAUUGCACCUGAGAUAAUUGCUUAUCAGCCCUAUGGGAAGUCCGUGGAUUGGUGGGCAUUUGGAGUCCUGCUGUAUGAAAUGUUAGCUGGCCAGGCUCCCUUUGAGGGAGAAGAUGAAGACGAGCUCUUCCAGUCCAUCAUGGAGCACAACGUAGCCUACCCCAAGUCCAUGUCCAAGGAGGCAGUGGCAAUCUGCAAAGGGCUGAUGACCAAGCACCCUGCCAAGCGACUGGGAUGUGGCCCAGAAGGGGAGCGGGACAUCAAGGAGCACGCGUUCUUCCGCUACAUCGACUGGGAUAAGCUGGAGCGCAAGGAGAUCCAGCCUCCCUUCAAGCCAAAGGCUUGUGGACGCAAUGCUGAAAACUUCGACCGGUUUUUCACUCGCCAUCCACCCGUCUUAACACCUCCUGACCAGGAAGUCAUCAGGAACAUUGACCAGUCAGAAUUCGAAGGAUUUUCCUUUGUUAACUCUGAGUUUUUUAAACCUGAAGCCAAGAGCUAAGUAGCUGUGUAGAUCUCAUUCCUGCAUCUCUAUCAUCCAGUCCCAACUGCUGUUGUGGUGACAUUUUCCAUUGCAAAACUUGCAUUCAUGGUUUUUCUUUAGUACUACUACUAGAGUGACCAUAUUUCAAAGCCCAAAGUGUCUUCACAUGAUUUGGGGCGUGCCUGAAGGGUGGGUGAUGUGCAGUAAGCGCUGCAGAUGUGCUUUUAUGACAUUUUAUUUGUAGCAAAUGAAAACAGUUCAUUGGCUAACGGAGGUAAAAUGGAGAGGUGUAAGCCGUGACAAUUAGGAGAAAUCUCUUCAGCGUGUGCUUUGAUUCCUGCUCUUCCCUUUUUCUAGUCUUUUAAUAUAAUCAUGAAAAUUCACUAUUUAGCCUUCUUAGCCUUAGUGGCAAGUAAGUGUUUUUAAGGAAACCUUUCCCUGGUGUGAACGCGCACCCCGCAGCGCGGGUGCUGCCGGCUGAGCCUCUCAGCUCCUCCCAGAACCGAGCAGUUGCUCCGGAGAGCUGAAAUGCCGAUUCUGGCUUCUUUUCUAGCUCUGUCCUGCUGUUUGGUGAAACCCGCCGCAGCACCCCUUGCCGCCGUAGGCUCGUACGGACGUGGGUUUGGGCAGGCGUGGUUCUCUGCGCUGGGUCUUCAGCAGCAGUGAUAAAUUAUUAGGGAAGCCAGGUCUGCUGUUUGCAAAGAUUUCUCCUGAUUGUGCAGUUUCUAAGUAGCAUUUUUUAAAUCAAAAGAAACAUAUCCAAUUGUAAAUGGGAGAUUUGAAGGAGCUGUUGCAGAUGCUUUCGAAUCCGUGGUCACCCUAGUAAAUACCACACAACAUCGGUUCUCAUAGCAAAACUUUUUUUCAAAUGCCAAAGCAAUUGAUUGAGUUUGUUACCUGCGCUUUAAAUGUGUCAAAAAAUGGUAUUAACACAAAUGGGAUGCUAUUUAACUUUGAACAGUAUUGUGAAUUCUGAUAUGAAGCUUGUAAAGAAACUUGUUUCAACUAAUAGUCCUACUUUUAAAAAAUGCCGCUAGAUAUUUAAAUGGCCUAAGUUUUGUUUCUCGCAUCAAAGAAAACGUUUCAGGAAGGGUGAACUUCUCUUGAAACAAUAACAAUCACGCAGCUUCCUUUUAUACUAUUCUGCAGAUGUUCGUGGGCUGUCACUGUAUCAAUCUGCUUUAAGUUGUAAUGUGCCAUUUUUUUUUUCCCAGUACUGAUUAUAAAAUAAAAAGUGAGAAAUAAU